This is a messenger RNA of Arachis duranensis, 2240 nucleotides long. RefSeq names its product BTB/POZ domain-containing protein At3g50780. NCBI's taxonomy places the organism in Eukaryota, Viridiplantae, Streptophyta, Magnoliopsida, Fabales, Fabaceae. The record is from RefSeq and is a predicted model, not a curated record. The coding region runs from base 473 to 2095 and encodes 540 amino acids. The transcript is spliced from 2 exons.
CCACUUUUUUUUUAAAAAAAAUUAUAAAAGAUAAAUAAAAAGAAGAAAUUUCUAAUUUCUGCUUAUUCGUCCUCCCAUUUUGCUUGGGUUUCAAAUUCUAUUUCCCAUUUGAGAGUAAAGAAAAAAGAAAAAACAAAGAUUAAAUCUUUUUCAGUUUUUCUCCCUUCACCAUUGAACAUUCCUCAGCUCCAUGCCAAUUUCUAUGAAACUAGAUUUGUUCUUCUGGGGAGAGUAAAGAUCAGCUUCAAAGAUUCCAGCUUUUCAUUUUCCUUUCUCCCGUGUUUCAUGAGGGAAAAGGCACGGUUUUAGUAAUUCAAGAGAGCAAAAAAAAACUGAAGUUCCGCAUAGAAAGGAGUGAAAUUUGGCCGAGUUAUUUCUCAGCUUGACUUGUUGCCAGUUGAAGCAUCAUUUUUUGAGUUUGAGUGUGAUGCCGUUAUAUUGUUAGGUGUGGAAACCUUGUCACUUGUCAGAUAUGAGUGAUGUUAGGCUUGGCAAGGUGGUGGAGCAGCAAGGUCAAGGUCAAACAAGGAUUAAGAAUGUUCCAAUUGCUGUCACCCCAGAAGGGUUUUGGUGCUGCCCUUCCCCUGUUGUGUUCCAGAAAGGUCUCAAGGUUCAAACUCCUCUCAACAACAAACCAAAACCCUCUUCACCACCACUACUUUCAAAGAACACUGCUCACAAGAUACCGGCUUCAGUUAUAGAGAGGAGAGCAGUGCCUGCUGCACCACCACCAUCAAGAUUGGUGGUUGCUUCAGAUGUUCAAAAAUGCAGUGAUGACCCCGAAAGGCCUCCAGCUGCAGCAUCUGUGACUACUACAGAGAGACCUCAAAGGAACAAGGUUGAGACUUUGCCCAAGAAGGUUGCUAUUGAGUUUGGUGAAGCUGGAACCUGUGAUAUGAAGGUGGUUUUGUUGGGGAAGCAAGGGUUUUGUGUCAAGUUGAAUGUGCAUAGGGAUGUAUUGAGGGAGAAGAGUAGUUUCUUUGCUGAGAAAUUCUCUGAGUUAGGUGGAAUUUCAUCAUGUCUCCAAAUUGAGGAUUGUGAAGAUGUUGAAAUAUAUGUUGAAACUGUUGGCCUUAUGUACUGCAAAGAAAUGAAGCAGAGGCUUAUGAAGCAGAAUGUUUCUCGCAUUCUUCGAAUACUCAAGGUUGCAGAAUCGCUUGGCUUCAGUUCGUGUAUCCAGUCAUGUUUAGAUCACUUGGAGGCAGUCCCUUGGGUUGGAGAAGAAGAAGAAGAAAAGGUGGUGUCAACCGUACUGCGACUCAAAGGAGAAGGAAUCGGAGUCAACCCUGUGCUAAAACGUGUUUCUCCUGAAAUUUCUAAUGCACAGAAGGAUACUCUAUCCCACAUACUUGAACUUGUUCUCAAAAGCAAUGAGGAGAGAGGUCGCCGAGAGAUGAAAUCCAUAGUUCUAAAGCUCCUUAGGGAGAAUAACAGUCUUCCAGGCUCCACUGGUUCAGCUGACAUAUGCAAUGAUAUGAUUUAUAGAUCAUGCAGAAGCUGCUUGGAUUCAUUAUUGUCACUGUUCAAGCAGGCUGCAGAAGCAGACGUUCCGGACACACCUAGCAUUAGCAGAGAAGCCAUACUAAAACAAAUAGCCCUUGAAGCCGAUAACCUUUCAUGGCUGCUUGAGAUUUUAGUUGACAAACAAGCUGCUGAUGAGUUUGCGCUGAUGUGGGCGAAUCAGGAGGAACUGGCAACCCUACAUGGAAAACUCCCCAUCGUAGCACGCUAUCACAUCAGCUGCAUUUCUGGAAGACUGUAUGUUGGCAUUGGAAGAGGGGAGUUGUUGCCAUCAAAGAACACACGCUUGUCACUGUUGCAGACAUGGUUGCAGCCUCUGAUCAAUGACUACAACUGGUUACAGCACGGAUGCAGGUCGUUUGACAGGAAACUUGUGGAGGAAGGAAUUGGGAGGACUAUACUAACCUUGCCACUGGAGGAUCAGCAGAGUAUUCUGCUUUCUUGGGUGGGGAGUUUCUUGAAAACCGGCGAUGGAUGUCCCAACCUUCAGAGAGCUUUCGAGGUAUGGUGGCGAAGAACCUUUGUUAGACCUUACAUGGAGGGCCAAGGUAAUGAUGCAAUGCAAGAUAGUUGAGAGUGUUGUCAAAGAAGCCUGUCAUGUGUUAAUGGAUAUGUUAAAGUGGUUUUGGAACUUUACUCUUUCUUUCUUUCUUUCUUUCUUUCUUUCUUUUUAAAUUUGAUGAAUUGAAAGAAUGAUAAAAAUAUGUUGAUUUCAGAAA